CCACUGGAACUUCACUUCAGUCCAACAGAUCAAGUAAUCAGCAUGAUGAAGUGGCUCGUCGUCCUGUCAGCCCUUGUGGCUUUCUCCGAAUGCUUCCACAGGAUGCCCCUGAUCAAGGGAAAGUCUGCCAGGGAAUACCUGGAGGAGAGAGGAAUGUGGGAGCAGGUCAGGCAGCAGUUCCCAUACCGUCCAAUGGCCAAGUUCGUCCAGACUGGUACUCAGUCAAUGACCAACGAUGCUGACCUAGCCUACUAUGGCGUGAUCUCUAUCGGUACCCCUCCUCAGUCCUUCUCGGUUGUCUUUGACACCGGCUCCUCUAACCUGUGGAUCCCUUCAAUCUGGUGCACCAGCCCGGCCUGUCAGAACCACCAGAAAUACAACCCUUUCAAGUCCUCUACCUAUGUUUGGAAUGGUGAGGCUCUGUCCAUCUAUUACGGAACUGGCAGCAUGACCGGAAAACUGGUCAGCGACACUGUUGAGGUUGGCGGCAUCUCUGUGGCCAAACAGGUGUUUGGUGUUAGCGAAACAGAGGCUCAAUUCAUGGCUUACAUGAAGGCUGAUGGUAUCCUGGGACUGGCCUUCCAGUCUCUUGCCUCUGACAAUGUUGUGCCUGUCUUUGACAACAUGGUCAGUGAGGGACUGUUGCCUCAGCCCAUGUUCUCCGUCUACCUGAGCCGCAACAGUGAGCAGGGCAGUGAGGUGGUCUUUGGUGGUCUUGACUCCAGCCACUACACUGGACCAGUCACCUGGAUCCCUCUGACCUCUGCUACCUACUGGCAGAUUAAAAUGGACAGUGUUACCAUCAAUGGACAGACUGUUGCCUGCUCUGGUGGCUGCCAGGCCAUCAUUGACACUGGCACCUCCCUGAUUGUUGGCCCAACCAGCGACAUCAACAACAUGAAUUCCUGGGUUGGAGCUUCAACCGGCCAGUAUGGAGAAGCUACAGUGAACUGCCAGAACAUCCAGACCAUGCCUGAUGUCACCUUCACUCUCAAUGGUCAUGCCUUCACCGUCCCUGCAUCUGCCUACGUCUCUCAGAGCUCCUACGGUUGCAGGACUGGCUUUGGCCAGGAGGGCACUCAACAGCUCUGGAUCCUGGGAGAUGUCUUCAUCAGGGAAUACUACGCCAUCUUUGAUACUCAGAACCAGAUGGUUGGUCUGGCACAGUCUGUGUAA
This is a messenger RNA of Scomber scombrus (Atlantic mackerel), 1176 nucleotides long. Its product is annotated as pepsin A-like. Gene Ontology annotation, molecular function: aspartic-type endopeptidase activity. The transcript has 9 exons. Gene Ontology annotation, biological process: proteolysis. The record is from RefSeq and is a predicted model, not a curated record. Lineage: Eukaryota; Metazoa; Chordata; Actinopteri; Scombriformes; Scombridae. The coding region runs from base 43 to 1176 and encodes 377 amino acids.